GGCGUGGCCAGGCAUGCUGGGCGCGCGCCGCGCUCUGGGCCGGGCCCGGGGGGUCCCGGGGGGGUCCCGGGCCCCGGGGGGGGGUCCCGGCCGCCCCCUCCGCACCGCCCCCCCGCUCCGCACCGACAUCUUCCGCCAGCUGGGGCCGGCUCUGAGAAGCCUGGGUGAGACCCUGAAGAACCAGGUGCCAUCUUCGGGGGGUGGCGGCAGCUGGGGGGGCUGGACCCCUCCGGGAAUGCCCAGUGGCCCAAGACCCCCUGAAGAAGCCGACGUGGUGGUUGUGGGGGGCGGCGUGGUGGGCUGGUCGGUGGCCUACUGGCUGAAGGUGCUGGAGGGGCGGCGGCACGGCAUGAGGGUGCUGGUGGUGGAGCGGGACCCCACGUAUUCCCAAGCCUCCACCGUGCUGUCAGUUGGGGGGAUCCGGCAGCAGUUUUCCCUGCCGGAAAAUAUCCGGAUGUCCCGGUUCUCUGCCAGCUUCCUCCGCAACAUCAACGAGCACCUGGGGGUCCCAAACGAGCCCCCCAUUGACAUCCAAUUCCAGCCCUCGGGAUACCUCUUCCUCGCCUCUCCGAAGGAUGCUGCUGCACUAGAAGCCACUGUCCAGCUCCAGAGGGAGGAAGGGGCACAGGUGGCCCUGAUGUCCCCCACCCAGCUGAAGGAAAAAUUCCCAUGGAUGAACACGCAGGACGUGGCCGUGGGGUCCUAUGGUUUGGAGAAUGAAGGCUGGUUUGACCCCUGGACCCUCCUCAACGCCUUCCGCCGCAAAGCCGUGUCCCUGGGGGUCUACAGCUGCUCCGGGGAGGUGCGAGGUUUUGUCACCUCAGCUGAGGACCUGAUGCCACCACUGGGAUCAGAACCAGAGACUGCCCGCAUCAAAUAUGUCCACAUCCACAUGCCAGACAGCCUGGAGUACCAGCCCGUGGCCUGUGCCAUCGUGGUCAACGCCGCCGGUGCCUGGGCUGGGGAGCUGCUGCAGGCCAGGGGGCUGCCCGGGGGGCUGCGCCAGCCCCCCCUGCCCAUCCAGCCCCGGAAGAGAUACGUCUUCUCCUGGCACUGCCCUGACGGCCCCGGCCUCUCCUGCCCCUUCCUCAUCGACACCACCGGCGCUUAUUUCCGCCGCGACGGCAUCGCCGGCAACUACCUGGGUGGCAUGAGCCCCUCUGAGGAGGAAGAACCAGAUCCCAGCGAUCUCUCCGUGGAUGAUGGUUUUUUCCAGGAGCGGGUCUGGCCGCUCCUGGCUCGGAGGGUCCCGUCUUUCGAGUCCCUCCGUCCCCGGGGAUCCUGGGCAGGUUAUUAUGACUACAACACCUUCGAUCGUAACGGGGUGCUGGGGCCUCACCCCAAACUGGAAAAUCUCUUCUUAGCUGCUGGUUUUAGCGGUCACGGGUUGCAACACGCCCCUGCUGCCGGGCGGGCCGUGGCUGAGCUGGUGGUGAAAGGGAGAUAUGAGAGCCUGGAUCUGCAGAGGUUGGGCUGGAGGAGACUGGUGGAAGGGGAACCUCUGGAGGAGGAUGGGGUGGUGUGAGGGCAGAAAGGGGAGACUGAAGCACAGCCCCCAGGAAACUGAGGCAGGGCCCUUGGGAGCCAGGCUGGAGGUUGGUGUUUGCUGCAGAAAUAAAAAGGAUGGAUGAGGAGUGUGGUGGGAGCUGAAUGGGGGGUUGAGGGGAUUCCCCCUGCAGCCCUAGUGCUCCCACUAUCCUCCCUGUCUCACUUUC
Molecule: messenger RNA, 1715 nt
Organism: Apus apus (common swift)
Lineage: Eukaryota; Metazoa; Chordata; Aves; Apodiformes; Apodidae
Gene: FOXRED1
Product: FAD dependent oxidoreductase domain containing 1
Exons: 10
Coding region: 14-1525 (503 amino acids)
Cellular component (GO): cytoplasm
Molecular function (GO): oxidoreductase activity
Source: RefSeq, a predicted model, not a curated record